Haliotis rufescens (red abalone) is the source of this 1040-nucleotide messenger RNA. Its product is annotated as hemicentin-2-like. Lineage: Eukaryota; Metazoa; Mollusca; Gastropoda; Lepetellida; Haliotidae. Gene Ontology annotation, molecular function: cell adhesion molecule binding. The transcript has 5 exons. Gene Ontology annotation, biological process: cell-cell adhesion. Bases 244 to 993 code for a protein of 249 amino acids. The record is from RefSeq and is a predicted model, not a curated record. Gene Ontology annotation, cellular component: cell-cell junction.
GAAGGUUUGAUAACCCUUGGCAACGAGAAGAUCAGGGACAUCGAGGAGGGCGGAUCGUUGUCUUGCACAGUGUACACAAGACAGUCUGUUGCGUAUGUGUGGACCAAAAACGGAAACAUACAAUUUAACCAGGCUUCUAGGGCAAUCACUCUGAAGCACACUGACUCUGGGAACUUGACCUGUACAGUUUACUCAAGUACUGGAACCAAACUUCUUGGAUCAGACUCAGUUAUCGUUACUGUUAUGUACCACCCCCUCAGCCUAACCACGAGAACAAUGUACGCCCAACGAGGAGACACAGUGAACCUGAGCAGGUCUGACAUAAGUCUCCCUCCACCACACGUCUACAGAUGGCGCCAGGCAGGGCUGGACUCCGAGUUCACUGAAUCCAACAAACCUCCUGUCAUACCAAACAUACAGCUCAAUCACACGGGGGACUAUAUCCUGGAUGUGACAAACAAAUUUCCCAGUGGACGUUCAGACUCUGGCAUGGAUCUUAUCAAACUGUAUGUUUCAUAUGCACCCUCCGUCAAAUGUGAAAGGGAGGUAUCAGUUGUAGUGGGUCAGUCUCUCAAUUUAGAGUGUGACGUUGAUGGCUUCCCAGAACCGCACACCCUGACAUGGUCGCACAUCACCGCCUACCAGAAAGAGGUGUCCAGCAUGACAGAGAAGUUCCGUAUUCCAGAAGCCUCCCAUUCAGAUGGCGGCCUCUACAAGUGCGAGGCCAGGAACAACAUCACUAACCGACGUGGAGACGUUGAGGUUGGCGUCGGGGCGUGCACCAUACGGGUCACCGUCCAUGACUACAGUGAAGCUUCGACAUUGCCAGUUGUAGCUACCAAGUCAUAUGACAAGGGAGGCAACUCUAUGACGACUGUUGUAUAUGUUGUUGGGAGUAUCCUUGUGCUGAUUGCUCUCUGCCUUGUCAUCGUUCUCGUGGUGCUGACACUGAAGCGUCUCCCGAUGAAAGGGAAUGGAACAGCGGAAAUGUAAGUAACUUCAUUUGUCGUCGUUAUCUUGUACAUGUACAUUGAUAAACA